UUUCAACCAGUCUGUAUUAUGCGGGGUUAAACAAUGUACUCUACCCUAAUGUUCUUUUGAAGGAUAGGGCACCGCAUACGAGACUUCCUACUGGUUGUCUAGCAAAAAAUUUAUGUAAUUGGAUUCAGUAG
Molecule: messenger RNA, 131 nt
Organism: Funneliformis caledonium
Lineage: Eukaryota; Fungi; Glomeromycota; Glomeromycetes; Glomerales; Glomeraceae
Source: the annotation of a GenBank genome assembly